CUUCUAACAAGCAUUGUUCGCUAACCAAACAAAGAAACAGUUAGAGUUUACUUAGUUUAUAGAUAUGGCCGUGGAAGCUGAGGCUGCCACCGCUCCUACGUUGGCGCUCGCCGAUACAGAUAUCAACUGGGACAGGUUGGAUAAGACCAAGUUUCAUGUGAUUGGUGCCAUACUGUUUACUGCACAAUCAGCAUUGCUUCAUCCAACGUCAGUGGUGAAGACAAGAAUGCAAGUAGCUGGGUCUGGAUUCUCUGACAUGAGAGGAAUGUCAGUGUUUGCUCACAUUUUGAGGAGGGAUGGUGUUCCUGGAAUCUUUAGAGGUUUUGGCACUUCUGCCAUUGGAUCAGUGCCUGGUAGGGUCUUGGCUCUCACAUCUCUCGAGAUGUCAAAAGACGUUAUGAUGAAAUACACUCAAGGUAGUGAUAUGCCAGAAGCAUCACGUAUUGGUCUUGCAAAUGGGGUGGCUGGCAUGUUGUCAAAUCUGGUAUCUUGUGUAUACUUUGUGCCUUUGGAUGUGAUCUGCCAGAGGUUAAUGGUACAAGGUCUUCCUGGAACUACAUAUUGUAGAGGACCAUUUGAUGUUAUCCGUAAAGUUGUAAGGGCAGAGGGUUUUCGUGGCUUGUAUAGAGGUUUUGGAUUAACAGCUGUAACCCAGUCCCCAGCAUCUGCACUGUGGUGGGGUUCAUAUGGUGCAGCACAACACAUAAUUUGGAGGAGUUUGGGCUACAAAGAUGAUAUGGAGAACAAACCUUCACAUGUGGAAAUGGUGACAGUUCAGGCUACCGCAGGGAUGGUGGCUGGUGCUUGUUCAUCUGUUAUCACUACUCCCAUUGAUACUGUAAAAACACGUCUUCAGGUUAUGGACAACUAUGGUUCUGGAAGACCAUCAGUAUUGAAGACAACCAAGACUCUCCUUAAGGAAGAUGGAUGGUGGGGAUUUUACCGGGGUUUUGGACCUAGAUUUUUAAAUAUGUCACUUUAUGGAACAACGAUGAUUGUUACUUACGAACUGAUAAAGAGAUUAUCAGUUCAACCAAGUUUGAGGCCUUUUGCUUAAGAAGUGCAACUAUACAAAGAUUCAAUACACUUGAUUUUAGCAUGUUUAUCUUGUGUACAACGACAACAAUUGAUGGAUCCCUACAACCUCAAGCACUUCAUGAUACAGUAUGACAAGGCCCUUUUGAUAAGUGUAGCCUUUUCUCAAAGAUGUGGCUACUUUUUAUGUGUUUUAUGACGACGUAACUUCUGCUUCUUAAAAGUUGUAAUACUAGAAUUCUUGUUUCUGU
Messenger RNA from Gastrolobium bilobum, 1286 nucleotides. RefSeq lists its product as uncharacterized. Gene Ontology annotation, biological process: transmembrane transport. The transcript has 6 exons. NCBI's taxonomy places the organism in Eukaryota, Viridiplantae, Streptophyta, Magnoliopsida, Fabales, Fabaceae. The record is from RefSeq and is a predicted model, not a curated record. The coding region runs from base 65 to 1057 and encodes 330 amino acids.